This is a messenger RNA of Vigna unguiculata (cowpea), 1730 nucleotides long. Its product is annotated as protein CYTOSOLIC ABA RECEPTOR KINASE 5-like. Gene Ontology annotation, biological process: protein phosphorylation. NCBI's taxonomy places the organism in Eukaryota, Viridiplantae, Streptophyta, Magnoliopsida, Fabales, Fabaceae. Gene Ontology annotation, molecular function: ATP binding; protein tyrosine kinase activity. The record is from RefSeq and is a predicted model, not a curated record.
AUUAUGAAAUAAAAAGAAAUAAUAAAAAGAACAGAGGAGAAGGUUUUCUCUCUCUUCUUGGGUCUGAAUCUGUUUAUUAUUCGUUGCUUGGGUUGGCACAAACAAACCCUAAGACAUUAGAGACGAAGCCUCUCAAUCUCCUCUCAUCUCACUUGAAAUCGUAUAAUCUUUAAGGCACAUGCGUCUCCUCCUGAUUACUUUGUCCGCCAGGGGAAUACAACUUAUCAAGACGAUCUAUUUUUGAGGAAGAGGACAAGGAUGCGUCGGUGGCUUUGUUGCACUUGUCAGGUGGAGGAGUCUUACCCAUCGAACGAGAAUGAACACCUGAAGAGCCCAAGGAAUUAUGGAGACAGCAACCAAAAAGGCUCAAAGGUGUCAGCUCCUGUCAAGCCUGAAACACAAAAGGCACCACCGCCUAUUGAAGCUCCAGCCCUAUCUUUAGAUGAGCUGAAGGAAAAGACUGACAACUUUGGUUCGAAGGCAUUAAUCGGUGAAGGAUCGUAUGGAAGGGUGUAUUACGCAACCUUAAACAAUGGAAAAGCAGUGGCUGUGAAAAAGCUUGAUGUUUCAUCUGAACCCGAAUCAAAUAACGAGUUUUUGACCCAGGUUUCCAUGGUCUCAAGAUUGAAGAAUGAUAAUUUUGUUGAGUUGCACGGGUACUGUGUUGAAGGAAAUCUCCGUGUGCUUGCAUAUGAGUUUGCUACUAUGGGCUCUCUUCAUGACAUAUUGCACGGUAGAAAGGGAGUUCAAGGUGCACAACCAGGGCCAACACUUGAUUGGAUCCAGCGAGUUAGAAUCGCAGUUGAUGCGGCCAGGGGAUUGGAGUAUUUACAUGAGAAAGUUCAGCCACCAAUUAUACACAGGGAUAUCAGAUCAAGUAAUGUGCUAAUCUUUGAAGACUACAAGGCUAAGAUAGCUGACUUUAACCUCUCCAAUCAGGCCCCUGACAUGGCUGCACGCCUUCAUUCAACUCGUGUAUUGGGAACUUUUGGUUAUCAUGCUCCAGAAUAUGCAAUGACUGGGCAGUUGACUCAAAAAAGCGAUGUCUAUAGUUUUGGUGUUGUUCUUCUUGAGCUUCUUACUGGAAGAAAACCUGUUGACCACACCAUGCCUCGAGGACAGCAGAGUCUUGUCACAUGGGCUACUCCACGAUUGAGUGAAGAUAAAGUGAAACAGUGCGUUGACCCAAAACUGAAGGGAGAAUACCCCCCUAAAGGAGUUGCUAAGCUUGCAGCUGUUGCAGCACUGUGCGUGCAGUAUGAAGCUGAGUUUAGGCCGAAUAUGAGCAUUGUUGUUAAAGCACUCCAACCACUUCUGAAGACUCCUGCUCCUGCUCCAGAAAGUUAAAGCAAAUGAAAUGGUUCACUUUGGUUUCUGCAUCUUCUGCACAGCUCGAUUCAAUUAUCUCCAGAUUUCAUCAAAUACUGCAGAUAUAUCUAUAUUUUUAUUUUUGUUUGAGAUUGGAUGUGUAGGAUUUAAUUGGCUCGUUUCAUGUCAUUGUUAAAUUCCAUGUAUUUAUGGCGUCGCACUUGUUGUGCCGAGUCUGCUGACAUAUAUAGAGCCAUGAUGCCACAUAGGUUUGGGUUGCGUGGUGCAUAUCUGUGGGUAAUGUUGUUUGUCAGUUAACGUUAAUGCCCCCAUAUUCUUUAUUUGUUUCUUGCUAUCAAACUGAGCUGAUACAUGUCUUGAAAACCCAUCACUUCUUCUUCUAUCUAUUUUUUUUCUUGUUC